This is a messenger RNA of Myiozetetes cayanensis, 3050 nucleotides long. RefSeq names its product autophagy related 9B (gene ATG9B). The coding region runs from base 383 to 2770 and encodes 795 amino acids. Gene Ontology annotation, biological process: protein localization to phagophore assembly site; autophagy of mitochondrion. Gene Ontology annotation, cellular component: autophagosome; phagophore assembly site. The record is from RefSeq and is a predicted model, not a curated record. The transcript is spliced from 15 exons. NCBI's taxonomy places the organism in Eukaryota, Metazoa, Chordata, Aves, Passeriformes, Tyrannidae.
AGUCGGGCGGAGCUCCAAACACCGCGGCCCGGUCCCUGCGCCGGCCCCAUCCGCACCGGCCCUUCCCCGACCCCUCGGGCCCUUUCCCGGGCUCCUCACCUCACCCUCUCCAGCUCCUGGUCCCUGCACUCCCACCCUCCUCGCGGCCUCCUCCGGACUCCCCAGACCCGCACCGGGAACCCCCCACUGGAGCUCGGACCCCUCACCGGGACCCUCCGCUGCCCCCCGGGGCCGCUGCCGGUGCGGCCAUGGCCGGCGGCGGGACCCGGGGCGGGCGCGGGGCCCCGUGAACGCCCGGCACCGGCGGGGACAGCGGCGGGCACAGCGGGGACCGACCCAGCACCGAGCGGCCAGCCGGUGCCGACAGGUGUCCCUACAGGUGAUGGCAGAGCAGGAAGAGAAGGACCCGGAGUACCCAGAAUACCGGGAAUACCAGCGGCUGGAUGACUGCGAGGACUCACCCCCGGGCGAGGAUGAGGAGGAGCUGCUGCUGCACGUCACCGAGGGGCCAACAGACUCGUGGCACCACAUCAAGGAUCUGGACAGUUUCUUCACCAAAAUCUACCAUUUCCACCAGAGGAACGGCUUUGCCUGCGUUGUGCUCUCAGAUGUCCUCGAGCUAGUGCAGUUCCUGUUCGUCGUCACCUUCAGCACGUUCCUGCUGUGCUGCGUCGACUAUGACGUCCUGUUUGCCACCCGCCCCCUCAACCAGAGCCACGUGCCCGAGCACACCAAGGUGACACUGCCCGACGCCGUGCUGCCCGCCCCGCAGUGCGCCCGCAGGCUCCGUGGCAGUGGGUGGCUGCUGUUCCUACUGGUGCUGGCGGGCAUGGUCUGGCUGUGCCGCCUGGUCACGGCACUCCGGCGCCUCGUGGGCUACUGGGAGAUCCGGAGCUUCUACAUCCGAGCACUCGGCAUCCCUGCUGAUGAGCUGUGUAACCACAGCUGGCAGUCAGUACAGGCCCGGCUGCUGGCGCUGCAGCGACGCCAACCCCUGUGUGUGCCACGCCGGGAGCUGACGGAGCUCGACAUCCACCACCGCAUCCUGCGUUUCCGCAACUACACCGUGGCCAUGGUCAACAAGUCCCUGCUGCCCAUGCGCUUCCACCUCCCGCUGCUCGGCCCCGUUGUCUUCCUCACUCGAGGCCUCCAGUUCAACCUGGAACUGCUGCUGUUCCGGGGCCCGACCGCGCUCUUCCAGAACACCUGGAGCCUGCGGCCGCAGGUGAAGCGGGCGGGGGCGCGGCAGGCGCUGGCACGGGGACUGGCGCGGGCAGCCGUGCUGCUGGGGGUGGCCAACCUGGUGCUGUGCCCCUGCGUACUGGGCUGGCGCCUGCUCCUCGCCUUCUUCAGCUACGCCGAGGGGCUGAAGCGGGCGCCGGGCAGCCUGGGCGCGCGCCGCUGGUCGCUCUACGCCCGCCACUACCUGCGGCACUUCAACGAGCUGGGCCACGAGCUGCAGGCACGGCUGAGCCGCGGCCACGCGCCGGCCACCAAGUACAUGGACUCGUUCAGCAGCCCACUGCUGGCCGUGCUGGCCCAGCACGUCGGCUUCUUCGCCGGCUCUGUGCUGGCCGUGCUCAUCGUCCUCACCGUGUACGACGAGGACGUGCUGACGGUGCAGCACAUCCUGACAGCCAUCACGCUGCUGGGGCUGGUGGUCACCGUGGCCAGGUCCUUCAUCCCUGACGAGCACUCGGUGUGGUGCCCCGAGCAGCUGCUGCAGCGGGUCCUGGCACACGUCCAUUACCUGCCCGAGCACUGGCAGGGCCGCGCCGGCCGUGCCGAGACGCGCGCGGAGAUGGCACAGCUCUUCCAGUACAAGGCGGUUUUCAUCCUGGAGGAGCUGCUGAGCCCCCUUGUGACCCCCCUGAUCCUCAUCUUCGCGUUCCCCCCCCGCGCCCUCGACAUCGUGGAUUUCUUCCGCAACUUCACGGUGGAGGUGGCGGGGGUGGGCGACAUCUGCUCCUUCGCGCAGCUGGACGUGCGGCACCACGGCAACCCCCAGUGGCUGUCGGGGGGUCACACGGAGGCCCCCCCGGAGCGCCAAGCGGAGCACGGGAAGACGGAGCUGUCGCUGAUGCGCUUCGCCCUGAGCAACCCGCGGUGGCGGCCACCGCCGCCCGCCCGCCGCUUCCUCGGCCACCUGCACGCGCAGGUGACCCGCGACGCGGCCACCGCGCCACCCGCCCGGCCCCUGCUGGCCGAGGGGCCGCUGGCCGCGUCCCUCCUGUCCGAGGACUCGGCCCUGGCGCCCGAGGGGUUGGUGACCAGUGUCCUGAUCGCCAGCGGGCUGGUGGCCCGGGACCCCCGCUUCGGGCAGCCCUGCAGCACGGCCAGCGCCACCGCCAGCCUGCUGGCGUCCCUGCGAACCCCUCUGGGGACCCCCCCGGGCACACCCCUGCCAGGGCAGGGUCGCGGAGCUCCCGACAGCCCCAGAGAGCAUCUGAGCCCCGAGGAGAGGCCAGCGCUGAGCGAGUCGCGGCUGCGCAGCCUGAGUCGCUCGGCACUGCUGGCUGAGGUGGCCUCGGCCGAGAUGAGCCUCCAUGCCAUCUACCUGCACCAGCUCCACCAGCAGCAGCAGCAGCCACAGGGCUCUGGCCCCCAGCCUGCAGCGGGGUGGGUGACCACGGGGGCACCCAAACCCCUCUUCGUGACCACAGGCUCAGCUUCCCGGGCCUCGCAGCUGCGGGAGAUGCCGCUGGGCGGGUGGGCCGAAGAGGAGGAGGAGGAGGAGGAGGAGGAAGAAGAGACGAUUACGAUGACAUAGCCGGACCCAGCUCUGAGCCCUGGUUGUGCCAAGACCCCACAGAGGUGCCAGGGGAGCUGCUGUGGGCACGGGGUGGCUGCAGUAGGGAGCUUGCUGUGCCCACUGUGCUGCUGGGGGGGCCUUGCCUGUGGGAGCCCCCCACUUGGGGUGUCCCUGGUCUACAUGCUGUGGUGUGGGGCUGGGGGUGCUGCCAGGGGCCCCCCCAUGUGCUGUGUUUACCGGGGUGCACAGGGCUGGUGCCUCCCAUGGUGCCCUGGGCACCAGCUGAAAUAAAGGUUUA